This is a messenger RNA of Aspergillus bombycis, 1428 nucleotides long. RefSeq names its product sphingolipid long chain base-responsive protein PIL1. The record is from RefSeq and is a predicted model, not a curated record. Gene Ontology annotation, molecular function: lipid binding. Lineage: Eukaryota; Fungi; Ascomycota; Eurotiomycetes; Eurotiales; Aspergillaceae. Gene Ontology annotation, biological process: eisosome assembly; negative regulation of protein kinase activity; endocytosis. Bases 1 to 1428 code for a protein of 475 amino acids. Gene Ontology annotation, cellular component: eisosome filament; plasma membrane. The transcript is spliced from 2 exons.
AUGAACCGCCUGAUCAAGAAUGAGAAUGCGGCGAUCAGUGCCUAUGAGAAGGCCGGUCGUGAGCGUGUGUCCACCGCGAAAGAGCUCUCCGACUGGGGGGAGGCCACGGAGGACGAGGCGGUAUCGGACAUCACUGAUAAACUGGGCGUGCUGCUCGCCGAAAUGGGCGAUCAAGAGGAGAUUUUCGCAUCAUACUUGGAAGAGUAUCGGACGGUCCUCAAGCACAUUCGUGAAACGGAGAACUCGAUUCAACCGACACGGAAUCAUCGAGCCAAGAUUCAGGACGAUAUCGCGAGACUGAAGAUUAAGGAUCCCGAGAGUAUCCGGCUGGAAACACUGGAACAGGAGCUUGUGAGAGCGGAAGCGCAGAGCUUGGUUGCUGAAGCUCAGUUGACCAACAUGACCAGGGCCAAACUCAAGGAGGCUUUCGAUAUCCACUUGGCGGCUGUCAUUGAGAGGGGUGAGAAGCAGAUUUUGCUCGCCCGUCAUGCCCGCCGUCUGCUGGGUAUUCUCGAUGACUCGCCUGUUAUCCCAGGGGAGCCUCGGAAAGACUAUGAUCGUGGUGACGAGGCAAGUCAGCUCAUUCAAGACGCGGAGAGAGGUCUCCGCUCCUGGGAGAGUACUACCGUGCCUAUCCCGACCUCAGCUGGACACUUGCAUGAUAGCACGCUCCUUCCAGCCCCGGCGGCUCGCGUGGCUCGGGAUAGUCAAGCACUCACCGUCGGCUCGUCUGAAGUAGAUGGCCGUGAGAUGACUGCUUCGACUAGGGAUAUUAAUGGCUCGGCUUCAGAUGUUCGUUACACUGAGGAAUAUAUCCCCGAGACUCAAGGUAUUCCCGAAACCGAAGGCCCCAACGAAUAUGUCCAUGAGUAUGGGUCUGGCACUCAAGAGGGUGUUCCACCUGUGACCGAAGCCCAGGAGUUCCAAGAGCCUGUAACAGCGCCUGUUGAGCCAACUAGGGAUACGUAUAGUCGUCUUAGUAAUACUAUCACUUACAUCCCGGGAACUAAGCAGCGUGUUGAUACCGCCGCUGGGGCUGAGGGUUACGGAGAGUCCAGUACGCAGGGAGCUAGGGGUAUAUAUGGAGCCACUCCCGAUAUCACUGGAUAUACACCUAGAGCUCACGACACUAUUCCAGGAACAAAGGAACACGUUGAGUCCGUCAGCGCAGCUAGAAGCUGGGACGAGUCCGUUACAGAUGUGUCCGCGGGGGUCAAUGGAGAUGCUGUGAGCGGUCGAAGCAUCGAUGAAUCCGUCACAGAUCCGACUCAGCACUUUGACGAGCCCUCCACUGAGCUGACGGAAGGAACGGAGGCAACAAAAGUGACAGAGGCCACGGAUGAUGCCAACGGAUCUAUUCGGGAAAAGCUCCAGGAACAGCCCCAGGCAGCUUGGGGCAUUCCUCAAACCGUCGCUGUCCCGUAUUAA